CCCAGGAAGAAGAGAUAUGUUGUAUUUUGUACAUGAAAACUCUACACCAGAGCAAUCAGUGAAAUUUCGGUACACUAAACAACAGCAAGACAAGACGUGGAAAACCAAAAAGUACCGUCGAAUCUUGCAAGAUCUCAAAGCCCAGGAUCCUGAUGUCCCAAGCAGCGCCGUAUCCGUAGAAGACUUUGGCCGCUUCCUUCAAGCCAGAUCUGAACAGUCUGCCGUUCUCAGUCGAUUCUAUGGACAUACCAUCACAAACCAUGAUAAUGGAUACCCCCUCUUUCGCAAGAUCUGCCUUUCAGCGUACUUUAACAAACAACGUGCCAAUCAAAAGCUUAUUCAAGAUUUACGCGCCAAGUUUGGAGAAGAAGCCGUGUUUGUGGUGGGAAACUGGUCCGCUCCCCAUGCUAGGUAUCAUGAGCCCAUCCGUGGCCUUGGUUUCCAAAGACUCCUCAAGAAACAUGGGCUCCAAGUCUACCUUAUAGACAAGUACAAGACCAGUAGGUGCUGUCCAACAUGCCACAACGAGAGCCUCCACACGUUCCGUCGUGUUCCAAAUCCACGACCGUAUCAACGUGAGCGAUAUCCUACUAUUGUCUGCCAUGGCCUUUUAAGAUGUACCAAUCUAUACUGUAGACCCGCCAUGGCAGCUCCAGAUAGAUAUCGCUUAUGGAACAGGGAUGUUGCUGCUUGUCUCAACUACAUGCACAUCCUUCGUGAGCUUCGACGUAAUGGCAUGGUUCCUCAUAGGUUUCGCCGGGUUGCUGUUGCUCCUACAAGACGUCGAAGAAGAGUGGACGAUCAGGAGCAACCAAGAACUAGAAUACGCUUAGACGAUGAUUCUCCGUCCUAG
Molecule: messenger RNA, 853 nt
Organism: Rhizopus microsporus ATCC 52813
Lineage: Eukaryota; Fungi; Mucoromycota; Mucoromycetes; Mucorales; Rhizopodaceae
Exons: 3
Coding region: 17-853 (278 amino acids)
Source: RefSeq, a predicted model, not a curated record